UAUCAUCUUCAUGGAUCCUUGACUUUCAUAUGAUUGCGUAUACUGACUGAGACACUGAGCGCAGGCCAAUAAAAGUAACGAUACUUUGCAUUAAACAAAAGGCAAUUUUUCGACACACGUCUGAAAAUCUGACUGUCUUACUUACGGACGGCGAGACAGUCUGGAUCCGUCCCUGCUCAUUGGUGAAAGCAAGCAUAAACACACACUCCGACUGAAAGAGCCAGAACAGAAGUUUUGUUGCUUACACACAGGAAAUAACUGGAUUUGAAGUACGUGAUGAUGAAAUUGAAUUUGAGUACCAUCGUCUGUUUGAUGCUCGUUGUUGCUGCCUCUGGUCAAGUUGAAGAUUCGAACCAAAAUAUUGACUAUUAUCGACGACACUAUCAGUGUCCUCAAGGAUGGGUUCAGAGAUGCAACCGAUGCUACUUAUAUGUCAACCAGCCAAUGCAAUGGCUGGGCGCCCAAUAUUACUGCAGAAGUCUUGGGAGUGAUUUGGUCACAAUUCGUGACUGGGCAACCAACUACUUCAUGUUCCGCAUCGUGAGGUAUUUCGAUCGGAGGCGAAGAACAGUAUGGAUCGGUGCUAACGAUCGCAGAACCGAAGGCACAUUCAAAUGGUCUGAUGGAACUAGAGCUAACAAGUACAGUUUCCGGUGGUUUGCUCCGGGGGAGCCUGAUGAUGAAUCCCCGGGCCAAGACUGCGUCGAACUGCAAACGCGAGGAAAACGCAGAUUCUUGUGGACAGACAAUUUCUGUGAGGACGAGCAAACCUUUAUCUGUCAGGUCAACGCUUGUUACAAAGGGCAAUUUCGAUGUGACAAUGGAAAGUGCAUUACAAAGUAUGCGGUGUGCGACCGUGUCAAUGAUUGCGGAGACAAAUCGGAUGAGAGAAAUUGCAAACACUGCGGAGGGAAGCUUGAAGGAACAAAUGGCUCUUUUAUGUCACCAGAGUAUCCUAAGUUUUACCCAUCUGAUUCAGAGUGCACUUGGAAGAUCACGGUUCCUUUGAAGUCAAAAGUGGAACUGUCAUUCAAAGAAAUUCACCUGGAGCCUGGGUUCGAUUAUGUUUAUGUUUACGAUGGGCCAACCUCGUCUUCAAAGAUCAUUGCUCGAUUGAUGGGUCUAGGCAAGGUGACACCUUUGCUGUCAUCUGGUAACCAAAUGCUGGUCCGAUUUGUAUCUGACAAAAACAUCGAGAAGAAAGGGUUCUUGGCUAACUACAGCACAGUGAAUGACUCUUCCUGUGGAGAAGCAUUGAAUGUUGGUAAAGGUCAAAUGCGGGAAAUCAUUUCACCAAAAUAUCCUUUACAUUAUCCAACAAAUUCCAAAUGCACUUGGACGAUUACUGCCGACCCAAACAGUGUACUGAGCCUCCAUUUUGUUGACUUUGAAACCGAACUUAUUAAUGAUGCGGUAGACAUAAGGGAUGGUGUUUUGAGCACAGAUAAAUUGAUCGCCAGAUUGUCAGGCGCACAGACUGGUCAAAUGUUCAUUUCGACUGGAGCAGGACUCACGAUGAAGUUCACGUCAGAUCGCGCCAAUGGUAGUAGAGGUUUUAAGGCAGUCGUGUACGGAGGUUGUAACAUCGAACUUAAUGCAACGAAAGGUGUAAUUUCCAGUCCAGGAUUUGGCUAUAAAAACUACCCAAAUAUGUCAGAUUGCACAUGGAAAAUCAACGAACCAAACGGAAGAAACAUCGGCUUAUUGUUUCAUUUUUUCGACACUGAAUUGGACUUUGAUGUUUUGGAUGUGCUGAAUGGCAACACUGGUGCCUCGAUCAAACGAUAUUCUGGAGAACUUGCGAGGCAGGCUUCGGAGGCCUGGAUCCUAGCUACAGCUACGUCACAAUUAGAUUUUACCUUUAAGUCAGAUAACAGCUACAGAAAAAAGGGAUUUCGAAUUUCUUUCUCCGUUGGAUGCCCCAAGUUAGUGGUUCCAGAGCAUGGAUCCAUAAGCACAGUGCAAACAAACUUUGGAGUUCGGGUUACUUACAAAUGCAACAGUGGCUAUAGGCUUAAUGUCAGUGUGACAACAACUUGUCUUUUUGGAGGAAUGUGGUCUGCGAAAGCUCCAAAAUGCCAAGAAAUCAUUUGUGGUCCCCCCGGAAUCAUCGCAAAUGGCGUUUAUCAAAUCGAUGGCAGUUACAACUUCAAUAGCACAGCAACAUACUCUUGUUUUGGGGGGUACCAGUUGAACGAAAGUCGAGUUCGUCAUUGUCAAGAAAAUGGACUGUGGUCCGGAUCUUUGCCAAAUUGUAUAGACGUUGGUUGUGGAGACCCUGGGACACCUGCAAAUGGAGCAAGAAGCACGAGCAAUACUAAUGUCAGUGCAGUAAUGUCUUUCACUUGCGACUACGGAUACAACUUGCACGGGCCAAAAACCAUAAUUUGUGGGGCAGAGGGAAAGUGGUCCGGACCAAUUCCCACAUGCAAACCUGUCUUCUGCAUGGUCGUACCAGCACCAGUCAAUGGAAAAUACUUGCUAGGCCCAAACAGCACAGUUCCUGUUCGAAUCAAUUAUGGCGAAAUGCUUAGCUUUGCUUGCAAUAGAGGCUAUCGCAUGAGAGAAUCAGAGUCGAUCAUUUGCCAAGCUAAUGAAACUUUCAACCACACUGCUCCUCAAUGUUUUGACAUCAACGAAUGUAGCAAUGUACCUUGCAAAGGACCUGGAGCUUUCUGUACCAACACUGUUGGGUCGUACAUAUGUAGCUGUAGAGCAGGAUACCAGAAAGUUAAAGGACAGGAGGACACUUGUGAAGAUAUUGACGAAUGUGCAGUUAACAAUGGUGGAUGUGCCCACAACUGUACUAAUACAACUGGGAGCUAUCACUGCAGUUGCUUAGAAGGAUACUAUUUGUAUGAUGGCAAGGAAAGUUUGGUUCAAGAAGUGACUGUCAACCGCACUUGUUUAGGUGUCAAGUGCCCACCACCACCACCCCUGGUGAAUGGGGUUAGAGCGUUUUCAUCCUUCCGACAUCCAGCGCUUGUUAUUUCUCAAUGUAAUGCUGGAUAUUUACGUACUGGGCCAAAAGAGAUUCGGUGCUUGAAAUCGGGCAACUGGAGUGGUGGCUAUGCUACGUGUAAUGCGGUCAAUUGUGGAGAUUCUGGGGCAUCGGUGAAUGCUAUCACCAACGUCACAGAUGGAUCGAACUUUAUGUCAAAAAUCAAUAACGAGUGCUUGGAUGGACACAUCAGAGAGAAUGGAUCACUCCAAAGAGUGUGUCUAGCAAACGAGACACAUGCCUUUUGGACAGGCUUGCCCCUUAUUUGCAAAAGAAUUUCAUGUGGAAGACAAUUGGAAAUCGCCAAUGGCAAACUGGUGUAUUUGAAUGGAACUCUUUUUGGAGAUAAAAUCGUGUAUGAAUGCCAACCCGGAUAUAAUCUGACAGGAGGGAGUCAGGAGAGAACAUGUUCCUCACUUCGUACCUGGUCAGGAAAUGAAUCAAAUUGCCAAGCUCAACUCUGCCCAGAUCCUGGUGUUCCAAGAAACGGCAAAAGGAAAGGAAUUUCUGUCUUUGGAGAAACAGUCGUAUAUAGCUGCAUCUCUGGCUACUCUAUGUCUGGAGAUGAAAACCGCACGUGCAGUUUUGUGAGCGGCAAAGGACUGGUGUGGUCUGGCGUUUUGCCUCGAUGCACAGAAUCUCAGCCUCCCUCCUUUGGAAACACUUGCCCCAACAACACCGUGUUGGUUUUGCCUAAAGGAGAAGCAACCAUGUACUAUUCUUGGACUGUGCCAACAGCAACAGACAACAGUGGAAUACCACCGAAUGUGACAGUAACGCCAAUUUUGAUGCCCCCUCUCCAGAUAGGACCUGGAGUUACUUCAAUCACCUAUCUUGCGGAAGAUGCAGAAGGAAACAUUGCCAAUUGCACUUUUGCAAUAACAGUUCUAGACAAAGAAGCACCAGUAACUGAAUGUCCAAAGAACGUGAUCAUAUCAAGCGACUUGCCGGUUAUCGCCUAUUGGGAAAGUGGGUAUGCCAAAGAUAAUACUCGUAUUGCAAGUAUCGCCUUCGACCCUCCAAACGGAACAAGAUUCAUGUCUGACUCUCGAAAUCAAGUGACGAUGAAUGCUACAGAUAUUUAUGGCAAUCAAGCUUCAUGUAUCAUGGAAGUGACUGUGAAAGAAUUCUGUAGCGCUGGCACAUUUUCUAGCGAUGGCUUUGUUCCCGUUUGUCGCCCGUGUCCAAUUGGCGAGUACCAAUCGUCUAAAAAUUCGACCAAAUGUGUCAAAUGCCCGUCUGGCCAAUCAACAAAAUCAACUGGAGCAAAGUCAAUAGCGGAAUGUGUAGAUCCUUGCGCUGCGGGUAACUUCUCAAGGGAUGGAUACAGCCCUUGCACGCAAUGUCCCAUUGGCACUUACCAACCCAAUACUGGCCGAGUGGUCUGUUAUCUCUGUCCUGGCGGAGGAGCAUUUGGCGGCAAAACAGGCGCAGCUUCAGUCUCAGAAUGUCCAGCCAACGAUUCUUGCUACGCUUCGCCCUGUCAGAACAACGGCACGUGCAUUCGUGGUGAAUUUGCUUACUCGUGCAAGUGUGCAGAUGGUUACACUGGCAAAGACUGCAAGAUCGAGGUCGAUGAAUGUGCUUCAGCGCCAUGUCAGAAUGGGGGCAACUGCACCGAUUUAGUGAACUCUUAUUCCUGUACGUGCCCUCCUGGAUAUACAGGAUUGAGCUGCGAGAUUGACAUUAACGAAUGUGAAAGUCAGCCUUGUAUGCACGGGGGUAACUGCGUGGAUGGCGUAAAUUCGGUAUGUUUCAGAAAACAGGUUGCCAUACCUUUGUGUUUUUUCAAAAUAUCGACCCUUUUCAAAAUAUGGGUCAUUUAAUAUACUUUCCAACCUAUAGACCUUCCCGUCUAUAAACCUAAAAAUUUCCGUUCAGACUCAAUCUUGAGACCUCACAGCCUCCGUUUAAACUCAAGAUUCACUUCCCUCACCCUUC
Rhopilema esculentum is the source of this 4942-nucleotide messenger RNA. RefSeq lists its product as uncharacterized. Gene Ontology annotation, molecular function: calcium ion binding; protein binding. The record is from RefSeq and is a predicted model, not a curated record. Gene Ontology annotation, cellular component: plasma membrane; signaling receptor complex; cell surface. Gene Ontology annotation, biological process: Notch signaling pathway; axon guidance. NCBI's taxonomy places the organism in Eukaryota, Metazoa, Cnidaria, Scyphozoa, Rhizostomeae, Rhizostomatidae.